This is a messenger RNA of Gadus macrocephalus (Pacific cod), 1692 nucleotides long. Its product is annotated as pepsin A-like. The transcript has 10 exons. The record is from RefSeq and is a predicted model, not a curated record. Gene Ontology annotation, molecular function: aspartic-type endopeptidase activity. NCBI's taxonomy places the organism in Eukaryota, Metazoa, Chordata, Actinopteri, Gadiformes, Gadidae. The coding region runs from base 317 to 1597 and encodes 426 amino acids. Gene Ontology annotation, biological process: proteolysis.
GAAAUUAUUUCCAAAGCACUUAGUUACAAACUGGAACAGCACAGUUUAACUGAAAGAGUGGAUUUUACAUUUGAAGGACAAGUGGAAUGAAACACUGAGAUCCUGUAGUGCAGCCGUCAUGGUGGCUAUACCCCUGAUGCAAAUCUGUUCCCUUCUGUAACAUUCUGUCCUUCCUUUUGUUCUAAUCAAGAUCUCCAAGUUUAAGCACACACAUCGUUGUUUCCCUGCUGAUUACUGAAGUUGCUGAAGUUUGUGUUUAAUCGUCAAAUUGACAUUGUAUUGAGGUCAUUAUUGUUAAACUGCUUGUUAUCACUUUAUGGAAACAUGGUCUGUGUUGAUUUACGGAGGAGAUUACAGGAACGCGGAUUUCGGAAGUCAACGCUGGCGUAUAAAAGACCCCGCUUGGCCCUCCUGUGGUCACACUUCGACCUGGCUCUUUCGUCGACGUAAAGCCGAGAUGAUGAAACUAGCCAUUGCUGUGGUGGCCAUGCUGGCGUUGGCCGAGUGCAUCCUCCAGGUGCCCCUGGUGAAGGUGAAGACCGCCCGGGAUACCCUCGAGGAGCAGGGCCUGUGGGAGCAGGUCCGCCACAAGUACCCCUACAACCCCAUGGCCAAGUUCGACCAGAGCCUCAUGGUGACCGGCGAGCAGAUGACCAACGACGCUGACCUGGCCUACUUUGGAGUGAUCUCCAUCGGAACUCCUCCUCAGUCCUUCAAGGUGAUCUUCGACAGCGGCUCCUCUAACCUGUGGGUGCCCUCAGUCUACUGCAACAGCGCCGCCUGCAACAACCACGACAAGUUCUCCCCCAGAGCCAGCAGCACCUACAGGUACGACGGCAAGCCCCUGGACAUCCACUACGGCACCGGCAGCAUGACCGGCGUCCUGGCCUACGACACCGUGACGGUGGCCGGAGCCGCGAUCCGCAACCAGAUCUUCGGCAUGAGCCAGACCGAGGCUCCCUUCCUGCAGCACAUGAAGGCCGACGGCAUCCUGGGCCUGGCCUACCCCCGCCUCUCCUCCUCCGGCGCCACCCCCGUCUUCGACAACAUGAUGAAGCAGGGCCUGGUCACCCAGGACAUGUUCUCCGUGUACCUCAGCAAGAACUCCGCCCAGGGCAGCGUGGUGACCUUCGGGGGUGUGGACCCUCACCACUACUCCGGCUCCAUCACCUGGAUCCCCCUGUCCAGCGAGCUCUACUGGCAGAUCACCGUGCACAGCGUCUCCGUCAACGGCCGGCCGGUCGCCUGCGUCGGCGGCUGCCAGGCCAUCGUGGACACCGGCACCUCUCUGAUCGUUGGGCCCCAGAGCGACAUCAGCUCCAUCAACAGCGCCGUGGGAGCCACCAGCAGCGGCAAUGACUUCGUCGUCAACUGCAACGGCAUCCAGCAGAUGCCCGCUGUGGUCUUCCACAUCAACGGCCACAAGUUCAGCCUCCCCGCCUCUGCCUACGUCCGCCAGUCCAAGUACUACGGCUGCCGCAGCGGCAUGGCGUCCGGAGGCAGCAACCUGUGGAUCCUGGGAGACGUGUUCAUCAGGGAAUACUACUCCAUCUUCAGCCGGGCCCAGAACAUGGUCGGCCUCGCCACGGCCCGCUAAACGCCCUCGCCCCGGGCUCCGCCUCCUACUGGCGGACACACAACCACCACGCACCCCCUUCCCAGCAUUCUUUGAAUAAACGAAAUGUCAAGCAA